Molecule: messenger RNA, 3639 nt
Organism: Polyodon spathula (Mississippi paddlefish)
Lineage: Eukaryota; Metazoa; Chordata; Actinopteri; Acipenseriformes; Polyodontidae
Product: charged multivesicular body protein 2b
Exons: 6
Coding region: 162-806 (214 amino acids)
Biological process (GO): endosome transport via multivesicular body sorting pathway; protein transport; late endosome to vacuole transport
Cellular component (GO): multivesicular body; ESCRT III complex
Source: RefSeq, a predicted model, not a curated record
GAAGAAAGGGGAGUCAGUUCCUGCCUGGUAAAAAACCAGGAAAUCAACUUGUAAAUAAUCGGUGGACAGAACGGCAUUAUUUUUUUUUAACAGAAUACAGCAUAGAGAUUUAUUAUAAAACAAGUAGCGCCAAGCUGAAAUCCACAUUAGUGUUCCUAACCAUGGCUUCGUUGUUUAAGAAGAAGACUGUAGAUGAUGUAAUAAAAGAACAAAACCGGGAAUUAAGAGGAACUCAGAGACAAAUAGCCAGAGACCGAGCUGCAUUAGAGAAACAAGAAAAGCAAAUGGAACUUGAAAUUAAAAAAAUGGCCAAGACUGGAAACAAGGAAGCCUGUAUAAUUUUAGCCAAACAGCUAGUCCAGCUGCGGAAACAGAAGAACCGAACAUAUGCCGUUAGUUCAAAGGUCACCUCCAUGUCCACACAGACCAAGGUCAUGAGCUCCCAGAUGAAGAUGGCCGGUGCAAUGUCAACCACUGCAAAGACAAUGCAGACAGUCAACAAAAAGAUGGACCCACAGAAGACUCUACAAACCAUGCAGAACUUCCAGAAGGAAAAUAUGAAGAUGGAAAUGACGGAAGAAAUGCUUAACGACACACUAGAUGAAAUCUUUAAUGAAUCUGGCGACGAGGAAGAAUCCCAGGACAUUGUAAACCAGGUGCUGGAUGAAAUCGGCAUUGAAAUCUCUGGAAAAAUGGUGAAUGCCCCUUCAGCAAGCAAAAACUUGCCUUCAGCUUCCACCUCCAAAGCUGCCACGAUUUCAGAUGAAGAGAUUGAGAGACAGCUGAAGGCUCUUGGUGUAGAUUAAUCUGCUUGUCUAUUCUCUCCAAAUGGAUCUGCAAGCAUUCUGAAUGCAGCACUACUUGAACAUGCAGAUGCAUUUAUAGAUUUCUUUUAUGGAUUUUAUUUUUUGGCUGCAAGGGGUUUGUAAAAUGUUAGUAAUUGCCGAAGCAAGCAAUGUAAAUUAAUUCUUAACCUGUUGAUUAAUACCACACUGUACUUCCCGUUGAAGGAAUGGCUUGUGUACUUUAAUCAGAUGUAUUCAGAAAUACAAAACCUGCUCGACCCGUGGGUAGAUUGCUGAUUGUUUAGCAGAGUACCGGGAAUAAGCUGUGCUGAUAAAAACGGAAUAAUGCAAAACCUUAAAAAAUUGAGCCCUUUUACAUUUUGGUAAAGGGACCAUUAUACACACAACUACGGCAAUUGCUUGUAACACUGUUAAUCUGUUCCUUGUGCAACUUGAGCAGAAAAAAAAAGGUUCUGUUGCCAGGAUAAUAUGUUUAACUUUUUUCUAGAUUUGAAUAGAAUAAUACUUUAUAUACUCUAUAUUAUCUAACCCGGUUCUUAAUUAUUGAUUUCAACAUUGUAUGCAUGUCCGUUAAUACUUCCUAAAUGUUGUCACAGUAAUGUCCAGAGCCAGGCUGAAACUUCAGAUGGUGUGUAAUAGUAGAACAAGCUUCUUGGCAUGGACAUUGAAGUGAACUAACAUAGAAGCAGAAGGCUGUACAGUUUGGUGAUAAUCUUUUAUUUUGUCACAAUGUCUGCUGUGUUUAGCGCAUUACAGGAUGUAAAUAUAAUGCAGUUCAAGGCAUGCUGGAGGCCUUUUCUUAUGGACAUAUUGGAAAGAGAAUUGAUCUUUCAGGUACAGGGAAGUUCCAUUAAUGUAAUGAAAAAUUGUUGCUGUUGUAAUUUCAUUAUUCCUUUAGGACUGACUUUUUUAAUUUAUUUAUUUUUUUUAAUUAUACAAUUCAAUAAGUUUGAUAAAGGUCCUUAGCUGUUUACUUUCAGUUCAGUCAAUUUUCAUGCACCAAGCGAAGGAUUAGAAAACUAAACCUGACCUUCUGCCAAAGAGUAAGACCUUUGAAUUUCCUGUUUGUUAUGCAUUCAGUAUUUCGAGCAUUUUAAAGGUAUGAAAUAUCAUGUGUUUGUUGCGCUUUGGGCUCAGGUACACUACAAAAAAACGAAACUGUGAUCUUUUAUUCAUUAAUCUAACACAAUCAUUUUUGUAGAACUGUUAUAAGUAUGUGCCUUUUGGGAUAUAAGCCUUAUUAUUUAAUAUAAAAAAGUAAGACACAAGCAAAGUAUGGUUAAAUAAAAAGCAACCGAUUUACAAAGUAAAUCCCCCCUUCCCCCACCCCCAUAAAACAAGCAAAAGUUCAAAUAAUUGGAGGCUGGUUUAAUCCCCUAAGAGUUACUUUUACUGAAUCUUAACUCCCAGUUUAACAACAGUAACAACACAAAUGUAAAAAGGCUGAAUAAUAUAGGUAAGCUUGCAGUAAUGGUGCGGGCACCUGUGCUAUGUUAUCCUUAAAGGAAGUGCUGUGUGUAGAUGCAGCAGGGCAAAGGUUUGAAGACGUCUAAAAAUAUUUUGCAUUAUUUAUACCCAUUUUAAGAACACAGGGUUAUCUACUUUAAACCUGCCUUACAUAUGCUGGCAGUUCCAAAAGACAGAUUGGUUUUCUAUGGUGGCCCUGAAGUUCAAAACACAACAAUGGAAGCACUUGGAAACUAACUGUCGUAAGUCACUUUUUCUUGUUUGAAUUUUAAUGUUUUUAUUUGUCCUUAUAUUAGUAAAACAAGUGUGAAAUAAAUGAAUACAAAACAUUAUUAAAAUUCAAACAAGAAAAAAGUGACUUACCACGGUUAGUUUCCCAGUGCACUUUUACCUAUCUCCCCUCCCUUUCCAGUUUAGAGUUAAUGUCGUGUUUUCUCAUUUGUUAAUUUUGUUUUCUAAUUUGUCAUUGUGUUUUUUAAUUGGCUAUUUUGUUUUCCACUUUGUUGUCGUGUUUUGCACUUCAGGGCCACCGUAGUUUUCUAAUUGAGAUUUUUAUACGGUUUCUCCCUAUGGCUCAAGUGCUGCACUUACCAGAACUGUGGAAUUGACUUUUAAUAGAGGUGUGCAGAUACAGGUUAUAAAGAUGUCUGAAAUUUGAAGUGAUCCCAUUUGAGUUGCAGUUUGAAUUCAUUCCAUGAAGUCCUGUAUACAUCGACAUCUGGAUUCAUUAACGGCUGGAUUUUAAAAUAGUUAUUCUGUCUGUUUUAAAAAAAUAAAAGGUAAAUAGAUGUUUACCUUUAGAACAUUUGAAGAGGAUAUUUUGAGGAAGAAGAAGUAGAAUGAUUGUGAGACUUUUUUUAUCUAACAGAUAUUUUCUAAAACCGUUGCUUCUUAUUAAAAGUAAAGUAUUAAUUUACUGUUAACAAAAAUCUGCAGCAUUACCUUUUUAAGGAACAAUCUCCUUUCCAUAUGCGAGUAAGAUUAGCCACUCUUUACAGACUCAAUUACACUGUUAAUUAAUUCCCUAUAAAUUUAAGUUGGUUUUUCACUGUAUCUAAUGGGUAUAAAUAACAAGCAUGAUUUAUUAAUUGUAUUAUCAGUUUUUUUUUGUUUUUUUUUGUUUCAUACAGGAGUGACUGAUUUGUUUUUACAUGUUUAUUUAAACGCACAUUUCAGGUUUAGAGGUUUAUAUAGGAUGCAUUCUAACCUUUCAAGAAAAAAACUUGGUUUUUUUCGUACUGUAAAGUUACAUUUUGUUAUUUCUUGCCACAGAAUAAUUUUUUUUUUCAUGUGUGAAUUUUUUAUACAUUUUUAAAAACUGCUUAGCCUUCAAGUUUUAUUCAUGAUAAAAACUCAAGUUACAAAA